AUGAAUCAAAAUACUACCCCACCACCUCUACCUCAAAACCAACACACUACUACACAUCCUUCAUCUUCUACCCCACCCCCACCCCCAUCACCUUCCUACAUUCCUCCUCCUCCUCCUCGCUCUGACGCCCCUCCCCGCUACGUUUAUAGUCGGCGUCCAAAACCCACCGAAACUCAACAACCUUCACCCAUCACUCACACUUCGACAUCUGUCACUACCUCUCCCACACCGAACCCCACACCGGUACCCCCUACUCAACAAACCCGCACUAUGACAACCCGUAGCAUGACUGGGAACACAAAACCAAAACAACCCCUCAACCUACACACUUCUACUACCUUCGAACCAUUACCCCGUUUCAAUCUGAUUGACAAAGCUUGGGAGAGUUAUCAUGAUGUCAAAUUGAAAGAUAGAAGCUUGAUAUGGAACUCUGACUUGCUAGAGACGAUAGAGUUGGAUUGAUUAAUGCAUGCAUCACCAUGCAUUCAGCUGAAGCCAGGAAAGAGAGUAGAGGAGCUCAUGCUCGUGAAGAUUUUACGAAAAGAGAUGAUGAGAAAUGGAUGAAACACACACUCGGGUAAAUAUCUCUAUUUCUCUCUUAAAUUCAAGAAAUAACAUCUUACUUUUUUUCAUGAAAUUAUAUGAUGAUAUUAAAAUAUGUGCAUAUACUGGGAGAAUGAGAAGGUGUGACUAGACUACAGGCCGGUUCACAUGAAUACUCUUGAUGAUGACGUGAAGACUUUCCCACCAAAGGCUCGCGUGUAUUAAUAAAAUCCUUGCACAUGGAUUGAAUUUGCUGGGUUACCAUUAUCAAGAAUUAUUUUAUUAUGCAAAAUUUUGAUAAUAAAUUGUUGUUGCAUUCGUUAUUUUGAUGCAAAACCCUAAAAACCUGCACAUAAGUUGUCUCUGGUAGAUCGUGUUUGUAACUUUGUUUUUUAGACUUAGAGC
This is a messenger RNA of Lactuca virosa, 948 nucleotides long. The record is from the annotation of a GenBank genome assembly. NCBI's taxonomy places the organism in Eukaryota, Viridiplantae, Streptophyta, Magnoliopsida, Asterales, Asteraceae.